AGGAACGCAUCAGUUUUGCAUUGCACUUUGGAGGGGUUUGUUUGUUAACUGAGAUUAGGCACGCCAUCUCGCUCGAUAUUCAGCGCCGGGCCAUGCGUUAAGCCAAAAUGACGUAAGCUUCCCAUGAAUAAUAUGUCAACAGCUCAACCGAAACUUGGUCAGCGUGUACAAGUAACGGGAAAGAAUCAACUUUGCGGUCGUAUCGCCUAUGUGGGACGCACCAGUUUCGCUGGCGGUCAGUGGUUUGGCAUUGUGCUGGAUGAGCCGCGUGGCAAAAAUAAUGGCACCAUUCGCGGCAGCACCUACUUUAAGUGUCCGCCCAACUAUGGACUCUUUGUGCGUGCCCAACAAUUGCAGCUGCAGUCGCCUGUCGUGAAUCAGUUGGAACAGCUGAAAAAGCAGGACAACAAUCGCUUAGAGGAGGACAUCAUGCAACGCGAUGUGAGCAAAGUGAAAAUGCCUGCGAGAGCCAGAAGUAGACAGCCAGCGGAAGAACAACGUAAUCAAAGGGAGGUGACAACUUUAUCUGGAAAGUCUGCAAAAAAGUCAUCAGAGAAUGCGACCUCUUCGGUGAUUUUCACUCAAUCACAGUCGCAAACACAGCCACUGGCAAAUCAUAGUACUGAGGAAGAGCUGGACACGUCGUCCAAGACGUUGAGUACUCAUCAGCAGCCAUUUGUGGCAUCUACGUCAACCAAUAUUUUAUCGCAGUCGCAGCAGCAGCAAACAAUUGCAAACAAUGCAACAGCUGCAGGAAGUCAUCUACAAGCGACAGAAGCGAGUGUCGCCUCACAGCCGCCUCAAGGCCAAGGUCAGAGGCUGGCCAGGUGGGAGCAACUCGGAGAAGUGCGGCAGUCAUCGAUAUUGACGCCACCCACUAUGACAUGCAAUCAACGGCGCUCCACAUCCUAUACACAGCUGCGGCCGACACGGAUUAGUCAGCCCAAGCCAACGACAGCCCAGGCUCAGAGCUCGACGGCACAGUUGACUCUGGCCAUGCCGGUGCCUCUGUCAUUGGCGCCCAAGCGCAGCAAGACGAGCAUGAGUCCCACGAGUAGCGGCGUGAAGCGAGUGGCACCCGCUGCAUUUGUGGAAGCUGGUUUCUUGGAGAUACUGCGACCGCAGUUUACGCCGGGUCCGGCAUUGCGUACUCCGAGCACAGUGGCACCACCUGUGGCGCCUGUGGAUAGUGCGGAGCAGCGGCAACUGCGUGAGGAGCUGCAAUUGCUGCGCGUGCAAAGGAGUGAGGAUAAAUUGAAGCUGCUGGAACUGGAGCGCAUUAAGAUACAGAACGAGCAGCUGCUCGAGUUCAAGGCGCAAAUUAUGACGCAGCAGGUGCUGCUGCAGCGGGAAUUGCAACGCUGUCGUCACGAGCAGCGCGAGUCCCAGGAGACUGCGGCCAAAUACAAACGGGAGCUGGACGACGUGGCCGAGAGCAUUGAGUUGUUAACACUGGACAAGGAAAUGGCCGAGGAACGUUUGGACACCCUGCAAAUGGAGCUGGAAACUGCACAGGAGCGCAACGAUGAGCUCACCCUCGAUUUAGAAAUUGUGCGAGCUGAGCAGGAACAGGAGCAUCAGGGCGAUGACCAUCUUCUAAAUAAGUCUGAAAAGCUUUCGGCGAAGGAAACGACACUGCAGACAACUGGAGAGUUCUUGCGCCUGGAGCAGUACAACCAGAGAUUGCGAGAGACGGUGGUCCGACUGCGUGAUACCCUAGCACUUGAGAAGCAGUUGGCACAGCGCACGCACAAGGAGCUGGAGACGAAGCACUCGGAAAUCAACGAACUGAAGAGCAUCAAGGAAUUGCAGAGUCGGCGGGUGGAUCAGAUGGAAAUGCAGCUGAUUGAUCUCAAGGAGCAGGUGGAUGCCUCGCUGGGCGCCGAGUCUAUGGUAACGCAGCUGGCCACGGUUAAAUUGGAGUUGGAGGAGCGUGUCAAACUAUUGGAAGAUGAGGUCUCUGAACUGGAGGCACUCGAGCAAAUCCAGGAACAGCUCAUAGAGAGCAAUCAAGAAUUGGAAUCGGACUUGCGUGAUGAAGCUGAAAAGCUCAGUGGCCAGCUCAAAUCCUUAGAGCAGCAGAAGAAUGCGGCCUUAGAAAGUCUCUACGAUCGUGAUGUGACUAUACUGAAGUUCCGGGAUCUGGUGCGUCAGCUGCAGGAGCAACUACAACUCAAAACAGACGGCGGCACUCUCUCCAUCGAAGACUUCAGCAGCGCCAACGAAUCGCAGCAGGAGGAGACAUCCCAGCAAAGCAUUGCGGACUACCAGCACAUCUUCAGUGUCAGCAAGGCCUACGGACGUGCCUUGGAUCAACAGCUGAAGGCCGUCGAACUGCGCCUGCAGCGUCAGCACCUGGACCACUUACUCACCUUUGUGCCGGAGCAGUUCCUCCUUCGAGGAGGCGAACACGAUGUCGUCCUAGUCAUGCUUCUACUGGAACGUAUGAACGACAAGCUUGAAAUCGUCUGCCAGGCAAUCAAUGAGAAAUUUCCAAAUGCCUGUGAAUUUGGUCGCGAUGCCAUCUUCGAGGGCUAUUCGGUACAGCGGUAUAUCUUCCGGGCUCAAUGCAUCUAUUUGUUGAAGAGUCUCCAAUUGGUGCUGCAACAGUUUCGCCAUGGCCUUAAUCACUGUGAUUACGAGCUGUGCACGCAUGCGGCCAUAUAUCGCAUGGAUUUGGAGACGCAGGAGCAGCAGCUGGAUGAAUUUGUGCGUCUGCUGAAGACCGGUCAGCUGGACGAGCAUACCAAUUGCGAGCCUAUACGCCGCGUCCUGCACUACAUCAAUGGACUGCACCAGAAUCUGAUGCCGCCUCAGACGCUGGUAGAUCUACUGGAUGAGCAUCAGCUGUAUGAAACACUAGUCGAGGUCUACGAGGCGGGCAUGGAUGCGGUGAAUGCCAAUGCGGGCAUGCUACACACCAUCAUCAAGUUGGGUGACGAGCAGACAUCCUCGUUCCAGUCCAUGCAGAUGCUCAUGGAACACUCCUGUGCCCUCAAACAAAAACUGAAGAAGGUGCAGCGCAAGCUGAGCGGCAAUAAAACUGCAGCUGCCUGGACGGGCAUGCAAUGUGCACGCUACCAACGCAUCCUGGAGGCCAACGAGGCCCUCGGCGCGCUCAUCAGUAUUCUGGGCGUGUCGGCGCGGGAGGCCAAUAAGGAGUCGAAUGGUGGCAUUGCGCAUGAGAAGCUCUGGCAUCUUUUGAGUCUGAACUAUAGUAAAUUCGCGCCCAGUCAGGACACCGAGCAGCGGGAACUGGAUGUUUUUGGUCAGCGCUGUAUGAAGCUGCUUGAGGAGCAGCUGGAGGAGCUGUGCACGCUUCUGGAGCCCCGGGACGUCAACACGGAGUACGUGCGACAUGCCACUUGCAACACGCUACAGCACAGAGCCGCCCAAAUCAAGCGUCACUACGAGGAUGUCAAGAGCUUGGAGCUAGCCGCUGCAGAGCGGGACAAGGAAAUCAAAGCGCUCAAAUACACGGCUAAGCUGAAGCAGCAGGAUUACUCGGAGUUGCAGGUGCGCAAAGAGAUGGCCGAGAAGCAGGUGCACAGAUUCAGCCAGGACUAUUGCCAAACGCUUACACAAAUGGCAGAGGGCAUGGAGCAGCUGGAGCAAUGCAUCCUCUCCAAGGAGGCCAGCUUGCAGCACGCGCUCAAUACCUUAACCGAUAAGCUGAGCGUUCUGGAGCAGGCUCAGCAGCAUUGGCAACAGCAGCAGCAGGCGGAAAACGCCUGUGCAACGAGCUCGACGCGCAGCUGCAAUCGGGAACUGAACCUCAUGCAUCAGGCGCUGCGACAGGAGCGCAAGUUGCGCGUCCAACUGCAAGGCAUUGAGCUGUGCAAAACCUUUGCCGCUCUGGAGCCGCUGCAUGUGCCCCAGCUGAAGGCGAGCAUUCAGCUGAACUCGCUGGAGGCCGAACUGCGCACCUUUAAGAACCAAUGGCUCCUCUCCCAUCUGGAGCUGGGUAGCCGCGGGGAUCAGCGUCGUGCACAGAUUCAGCUGCAGGGCAGCCGGCUGUUGCGACAUAUCUUCCAAACAUAUUGCACACUGAAUCCGCAUCGUGCAGCUCCCACUGAUUUUGGCCUGUUUAUAAGCCAAGAUCUGAGGCGCGCGUUUUAGCCAAGUUAAUUGUAUUAGACUCAAAUGUAUUACGGCGAGAACAAAGAUAUAUGUGAUUUGCUGCUUAGCUUAUUCAUUUAUUAUUAUUAUUAUGCGUGUUUUGUUUGUUAAUCGAAUAUUCAAUAAAAUUGCAGUACAUAGCCAAAAUAUUCAAAA
Molecule: messenger RNA, 4275 nt
Organism: Drosophila grimshawi
Lineage: Eukaryota; Metazoa; Arthropoda; Insecta; Diptera; Drosophilidae
Product: dynactin subunit 1
Exons: 4
Coding region: 124-4119 (1331 amino acids)
Biological process (GO): nuclear migration; establishment of mitotic spindle orientation
Cellular component (GO): spindle pole; axon; microtubule associated complex
Source: RefSeq, a predicted model, not a curated record